Cucurbita moschata (crookneck pumpkin) is the source of this 1291-nucleotide messenger RNA. RefSeq names its product probable indole-3-pyruvate monooxygenase YUCCA10. The record is from RefSeq and is a predicted model, not a curated record. The transcript has 4 exons. The coding region runs from base 50 to 1201 and encodes 383 amino acids. NCBI's taxonomy places the organism in Eukaryota, Viridiplantae, Streptophyta, Magnoliopsida, Cucurbitales, Cucurbitaceae. Gene Ontology annotation, molecular function: NADP binding; flavin adenine dinucleotide binding; N,N-dimethylaniline monooxygenase activity.
AGCCCUAGAAUCAGAUUUCAACAGAAACGGUAAAGAAGAAGAAAGAAAAAUGGAGACUACAGUGAUCAUCGUCGGAGCAGGUCCGUCCGGCCUAUCCACCGCCGCCUGUCUAUCUCGAGCCUCGAUCCCUUACAAACUCCUUGAACGAGAAGAUUGCUCUGCUUCGCUAUGGCGGAAAUAUGCGUACGAUCGAUUGUGUCUCCAUCUUCCGAAGAAAUCCUCAGAGCUUGCGUUUAUGGAGUUUCCGUCUUCUUUCCCUAAUUACGUGCCGAAGAAGAUGUUUCUCGAGUAUUUAGAUUCUUAUAUUUCGAAUUUCGGAAUCGAUCCUCUGUACCGGAGGAAGGUGGAGGCGGCGGAGUACGAUAGGGAUUUGAAGAAAUGGAAGGUGAGAGUGAGGAAUAGUGAGGGCGGCGGAGAAAUCGAGGAGGAGUAUGUUGGACGGUUUUUGGUGGUGGCGACGGGGGAGACGGCGGAUCCGUACAUGCCGGUGGUGGAGGGGAUGGAGAGAUUCGGCGGCGAAGUGAUGCACUCGACGAGGUAUAAAUCGGGGAAGGGAUUUGAGGGGAAAAAUGUGUUGGUGGUUGGGGCGGGAAAUUCAGGAAUGGAAAUUGCUUUGGAUCUUGCGAGUCACGGCGCUACAACUUCCAUCCUCGUUCGAAGUCCGAUCCAUAUUAUGAGCAGAAGAAUGAUGAAGUUGCAAGUGUUGUUGGGACAAUAUCUGGCAUUAAAGUUUUUGGAUUCAUUGAUGGUGUUUCUGAGUAAGAUGGUUUUUGGAGAGUUGAGUAAAUAUGGUAUGAAGAGAUGGGAAAAAGGGCCCAUCCACAUGAAGAGGCACCAUGGAAAGUUCCCUGUCAUUGAUGUGGGAACCUUCGACAAAAUCAAAUCCGGUGAAAUUCAGGUGAUAUCUUCAGAAAUAUCAAUGGUAGAAAGCAACAAUAAUGUGAUGUUUAAAGAUGGUAAACUUCAUCCAUUUCAUUCCAUAAUAUUCUGCACUGGCUUCACUACCUCUGCUAAGCUGUGGCUUAAGGAUGACGAUUAUCUCCUAAAUGAUGAUGGACUAUCCAAAGUGAGUCCACCCAAUCACUGGAAAGGGAAAAAUGGGCUUUAUUGUGUGGGCUUAUCCAAAAGAGGGCUCUAUGGGUCCAAGGUUGAGGCCCAAGAAGUUGCCAAUGACAUAGCGGCCCAACUCCAUUGUGUUUAAUGUUAUUAUAUUCGCAUUAAAACCUUAUUUGUAAAAUAUAUUAGAAACUAAAUUAAUUAAGAAAAAUGUAAACAAUUCCUGAGUGAGUAG